AUGCGGAACAGCGUUCGAGUCGCCGUCAGGACGCGGCCCACGCCUAACUUCAAUGACAAAAUAUUCUGCAUCGAUGAAGAACAGGGGACAAUCGACGUGACAGUGCCUUCCCGAAAUGACGUGUCCCAUUUCAAAUUCGACAAAAUGUUUCACAACGCUCCGCAGGAGCGUGUCUUCGACGACUGCGUCCGAGACAUAAUCACCAGCGUCAUGGAGGGUUACAACGGCACGGUUAUGGUCUACGGACAGACGGGAGCGGGAAAGACCUUCACGAUGAGUGGCGGUCCUCGUAAUUUUGAGCUACGUGGUAUCAUCCCGCGAGCAAUCAGUGCCAUCUAUGAGGAGGUAUCAAACCGACCAGAGACCGCAUAUACAAUUCGCAUCUCGUACACUGAAAUAUACACAGAAUUCAUGUACGACCUCCUCUCGUCUCUGUCUGUCGGCAAGCAAUCGGGCAACGAGCUGCAGAUUCAGGAAGAUGCGAAAGGAGGCCUGUUCGUACGAGGUUUGACUCUCCGCCUAGCUGCUACAGAAGAAGAAGCGUUGAACCACUUCUUUGAAGGCGACAUGAAUCGGGCCGUUGCAGGGCAUACGAUGAACGCUCAAUCGAGCAGAUCUCACUGUAUUUUCAGCAUCUAUAUUGAGGGCAAAUCUCGAGUCGAAUCGAACGAUAGAAUCGUGACUUCCAAGCUUCACCUGGUGGAUCUGGCUGGCUGCGAACGAGUCAAGAAAACAAAGUCGGAUGGCAUCCUACUAAGAGAGAGCUCCUAUAUAAACAAGUCUCUGUCCUUUCUCGAAAUGGUUGUUGUGGCGCUGGGAGAGAGGGGCCGGGAUCACAUCCCUUAUCGAUCCUCCAGAUUGACUCACCUUCUCAAGGACUCUAUUGGCGGUAAUUGUCGGACAUGCAUGAUCACUAACAUCUGGCCGGAGCCGCAGCACAUGGAAGAAACGAUCAGUACCCUCAGAUUUUCGACGCGAAUGAUGCGCGUGUCCAACAGAGCGGUUGUCAACGUGCAAAUUGAUCCGUUAUCGCUCUUGCGAAAGUACGAGCGUGAAAUCCGCUCGCUGAAGCAGGAACUGCAAAUGCAAAACAACCUCUGUGGCAGAACACAAGUGGCGUAUGAAGCACUUUCUCCUGACGAAAAGGAAGAGAUGAAAAAGACGGCCCAGGCAUUCUUCGAAGGCGGAACAGAACUUAUUGAGAUCGUUUCCCUCAGGCAAGUAAAUGAGUUGAUGCGAAUCAUGCGCGAGCUAUACCAGGAAGCUCUUGUCCCGAAGCGAGAUGCACAAGACAGUCAUCCGGAAUCAGUUACAGGUGUAUCAGCACAAGAUCCAAGUGACGGACAGAUUGGCAAGCAGAGACAUGUGCGAGUCGCAGCAUCUUCCGCUUCAGGGAGCUCUGCAGCAACGAAAGAAAACAUGGGAGCAGCCACGGCGACACUGAAGGCUCAGCCGACUUCCGUUGUUGUGAAGCCGGGGCCGAUGCAUGUUGGCGUGGAUGAUCCUGGAUCUGGAGGAGUAUCCCUCGGCAUUGACCCGGACCAGUCCAUAAGAGAAACCAGGCAGAGCAUGGAGAGGAACGACAGCCCUCAGCAGAGCUUUUAUGACAACACCAAGCCGCGACAAAGCCUAAAAGACGGAUCCCCAUCUCGGUUGCCGCGAGCGCGAGAGGGUGAUCUGGUAGAUCGAAAACAAGCGUACUUUGACUUCAAGCAGGGCGAGGGGAAGAUAUAUGAAGACAGCUUCAUGCAAAUUCGUCAUGAACUGAAUGAGAAACGCUCGGCGUUCACAGCUCUCGCUGCGAGCAUUACUGUUUACGUUGACGAGAUGGAGGCCCUCAAGGAGAAGUUGCGGAUCAAACAAGAGGCAGCCGAGGAGCUCACAAUGGUGGUCCCCGGGACGGACGGACAGAGAGUUGUGGAUGAGGAAGAAUUCGUGCUCAUGAAGAAGCUGAAGGAGACGAAAAACAAGAUUAGAGCCGCCAUGAAGGAAAGGAAGAACAUAAAGGCUGCCUUAACGCAAGGAGAACACGAGAUUGCUCGCUGUAAAGUUGAGCUGGUGAACGCAUUCAGCGCCUGGUAUCGUGCCCACGUUUCACCCGUUGCGUAA
This is a messenger RNA of Toxoplasma gondii ME49, 2109 nucleotides long. Its product is annotated as kinesin motor domain-containing protein. Lineage: Eukaryota; Apicomplexa; Conoidasida; Eucoccidiorida; Sarcocystidae. The record is from RefSeq and is a predicted model, not a curated record. Gene Ontology annotation, molecular function: microtubule binding; ATP binding; microtubule motor activity. The coding region runs from base 1 to 2109 and encodes 702 amino acids. Gene Ontology annotation, biological process: mitotic spindle organization; microtubule-based movement. The transcript is spliced from 11 exons.